CACUCAUGUUGCUCAAACACAUAUAUUAUGUACUGCUUAUAGCACGGUGUUCUAGCUUUGAGCUAUUCGGUAUGUGUGAUCUGGUCCGGCGAGGCUGAGGUAUGGCAUUGAAGGAUUGUUUAUUAAAGCCGCUGCUUGAGCAUCCAGUGACGGUCUGCCAUCCGGUACCAACUGAUACUCACAGAAAUGGCGAUUUAUUUCGUACCCGGGUGUUCUACUUCUAUUGUUGAAAUAACUUGUUUGCUUAUUUACCACUUGACUAUUCAGACCCUAGUGAUGUUCAUUUCACUCAUUGGCGUCUACCUCAACCCCUCAACCAUACUUGUGUCCUGGGAACCCUGUGCCUCAGAACACCUCUUAUUUUCCUUCGGUUAUUAACAUUGUUUUAGCCCCCACCCCAAACUACUACUCCCCUGGUGAUAAAGUCGAACUUCGCGUCAACAAAGUCGAAUCCGAUAUCACCCAGUUGCCCUACGCCUACUAUGACCUUGGCUUCAUGUGCGGCCCUAGCGUGGAUGUGCAUGCGGUACCGCUCAGCCUCGGCGAAAUCAUCCGUGGUGACCGCAUUUGGGGCUCGGACUACGCGCUCACGUUUGCGAAGGAUAUACCAUGUGCGCGUCUCUGCGAUAGCGUUGUGAAACGCGCCCACUUGGCACGUGCAGACACGCUUAUCCGCCAGGGCUACGUCGCUGAAUGGAUCAUCGACGAUCUCCCGGGUGCUACUACAUUUGUCAACGAGUUGAACAGCAAGUACUACGCCGCGGGCUUCCCACUAGGGUUCGUGGAAAACGACAUCGCGUACAUCCACAACCAUGUGAUGAUGGUCAUCCGGUGGCACGCUACGCGUGAUGGCCGCAAAACCAUUGUGGGCUUCGAGGUUUACCCGCGCAGUGUUUCUGACACGCAGUGCCCGGGAGCGCGCAAGGAUUUCACAAACUUUCGCAUUGACCCUGCGGCCGAAAGCGCGCUGAUCCCCUUCACCUACUCGGUCUACUGGCGUGAGGAACGGGGAGUCAGGUGGGAAGACCGCUGGGAGCUUUACGAGCGGGACGAGACGCGUGGCGAGCACAUCCACUGGCUCGCCCUCAUCAACUCCUCUGUCUUGGUGUUCUUCUUAUCCACCAUUGUCGCAGUCGUUCUUCUUCGAACUUUGAACAAGGAUAUUAAAGGUGUGAUCAAUAGAGAUAUAGAUAAUAAUGGAAAGGACAAGGAAACGGAGGACAUGUCUGGAUGGAGGCUCCUCUCUAAUGACGUGUUUGUGCCUCCGACCCGCGCACUUGCGUUGACGAUUCUCGGCGGGACCGGUGUCCAGCUUGUGUUCACCAUUGCGGCGGUUUCUCUCCUCUGCGCAGCGGGGAUCAUCAACCACAAUGUUCGCGGUAGCCUCAUCUCGUGCAUUGUGGGCUUGUUCGUGGCUGCGGGUUUUGCGGCGGGGUUUUCCGGCGUGCGACUCUACACAAAUUUCGCCGACGCGCACGCGCACUGGCCGGCAGUCGCGAUCUUGUGCGCGGGCACUCUCCCGCUCCUUGUCUUUGCCUUUUCCUUGCUCCUCAACUGCUUUAUCUGGGCCAAGGGCGCCACCACCGCCUUGCCGUUUGGAACCAUCAUCGUUUUGGUGCUCCUCUUUGCGUUGCUUGAGAUUCCGCUCUCCUUGCUCGGAGGGUACUUUGGAAGCCGUAGACAGUACCAUCAAAUGGCCACGCCUAUUUAUCUGAUUCCACCCCAGCCAUGGUUCACACGGUUCAGAUAUGCUGUGCCCAUCUUUGGAGGCAUUCCGUUUGGCGUAGUCUACGUUGAGUUAAUGUAUAUCUUCAACUCGCUCUGGCUCGAGAAGACGUCGCAGUACUACAUGUACGGUUUUCUCUUCGUAACGAUCAUCUUCUUGGUCGUGGUGGUUGUGGAGUCGGUGGUGGUGUCGCUAUAUAUCUCGUUGGUGUACGAGGAUCCCCGGUGGGCCUGGCGCUCCUUUGUUGUAGGGGGAAGUGUCGCGUGGUACAUUUUUGCCUACGCGGUGUAUUAUUUCUUCAGCCAUUUACUUGUUCGCGACUUUGUUUCGACCCUAUUGUACUUUGGGUACGUGGGCUUGAUUUGUGUGUUGAUCGGGUUGGCCUGUGGGGCCGUGGGGUUGUUCAGCGGGAUGACGUUUGUACGAAAGAUCUACGGGGCGAUUAAACAGAAGUAAAGGUUUUCCUUAAUAGCCGAAGCGAAGGCUAAUAACUAGUGUUUUCAAACGUACAGAUUAUUUAUAGAAUAUAGAGG
Molecule: messenger RNA, 2259 nt
Organism: Babjeviella inositovora NRRL Y-12698
Lineage: Eukaryota; Fungi; Ascomycota; Pichiomycetes; Serinales
Exons: 1
Coding region: 497-2182 (561 amino acids)
Biological process (GO): protein localization to membrane; vacuolar transport
Cellular component (GO): membrane; Golgi apparatus
Source: RefSeq, a predicted model, not a curated record